AUGGCUCACUACGACAAUCGCGCUGCUCCCACCGACUACGGCACCACUUAUGAUCGUGGUCGCGAAACAGGUCUGCUGACCCGCUGGGUGCCAGACAGACUCAAACAUUCCCGCCUCUAUCGCUGGUUCCUUCGCCUUACACGCGUUGCACAAUUCCUCUCCGCCGUCAUCUCCCUUGGACUCUUCUCAGUCCGUCUCCGCAAGGUCUAUAACCUUGUCAAUGCCAUCAAGACGCGUCGUGGCGUUAACAGUUCCUAUGGCGCUGUUGAAGGCAUCCUGGCAGUUGCUGUUCUGUACACCCUCGUUGCUAUGCUGAUGUCACUGCUUCUCAAGGGCGGUGGUCCAAGAUGGCUUCGCUGGCUUUGGGUGCUGUUGGAUAUUGCUUUCGUCGGAGCUUUCAUAGCUGUCUCUGUUCUUACUCGCCCCAAUGGUGGCAUGGCUGGCCCACGUCAUUGCUACCGGACUGAAGGUUUCUCAAGCACCUUUGGAAUCAAUGCGGACUCGUCGGAUGACAGCUGCAAUCUGCCUUGGGGUACAUUCAUUCUCGCCAUCGUCAGCACAAUCCUCCAUGCUAUCACUGCAGCAUUCCAUGAAGUCCGGGAUCGUUACAAGGAGCAUCGCGUCAAGGAGCAGCAUGUCAAGGAAGCUCAUGUUGACAGAGACGGAACAGCUGCUUACUAG
This is a messenger RNA of Fusarium oxysporum Fo47, 681 nucleotides long. RefSeq lists its product as uncharacterized. The transcript has 2 exons. NCBI's taxonomy places the organism in Eukaryota, Fungi, Ascomycota, Sordariomycetes, Hypocreales, Nectriaceae. Bases 1 to 681 code for a protein of 226 amino acids. The record is from RefSeq and is a predicted model, not a curated record.